This is a messenger RNA of Exophiala xenobiotica, 2491 nucleotides long. RefSeq lists its product as uncharacterized. Gene Ontology annotation, cellular component: nucleus. The record is from RefSeq and is a predicted model, not a curated record. NCBI's taxonomy places the organism in Eukaryota, Fungi, Ascomycota, Eurotiomycetes, Chaetothyriales, Herpotrichiellaceae. Gene Ontology annotation, molecular function: protein-macromolecule adaptor activity; protein binding. The transcript has a single exon. Bases 201 to 2258 code for a protein of 685 amino acids. Gene Ontology annotation, biological process: proteasome-mediated ubiquitin-dependent protein catabolic process.
CGCCAGACUGUUAGCUGAUCUACCUCUCUGUCUGCACUUCAAUAUCCCCAUUGCCACGCUUAGUUUCAUUCUACAGUUGCCGUCCCAUCGCGCUUUAGUCUGUUGGCAAGGGACCUACCGGGGUCGUUAUGCUUCUACCACUACCAAACUGAUUCGUCCAGAGCAGCGAGUAUCUAUAUCCAACUGUUACGUCAGUGGCCAUGGAGCGAACGCCAGAGAGACCUUCGCACGCUGACACAGUCACCUUCGUCAUUGCUGCAGACGAGCAUAGAAGCCCUCGUCGAAGCAGUCGGAUGAAGAAGAACCCUUCUGUAACACCCAGGCGUUUCAACAAGUUCUUUACACCCCGAUCCCGAAAUGUUCAGCGUGCCGUCCGAACCUCGAGAAAAGCCCUGCAAGAUCUAUCCACCGCCAAAUUGAACAGCCGAGCAGACAGCACCCACCGUCCGAAUAAGAAGAGGAGACUCUCUUUCUCCUCUAUCCCCUCUCUGCCAUCCUCGCCAAUCAGGAAAGACUCCCUCUUCCCGAGCAGCCAAGAAAGCACCGAAGCUGGCCAAGGUGUAGUUGCAGGGUCUGCACGAGAGAUCGAACCCAACUUCUUGGAUAGUGAUGAUUAUGAGGAGGAGGAGGAGGAUGAUGACUUAGCUACAACAAGAUCAUUACCACCCCGAUUGGUGCCAUAUCGCACCAUUAGCACUUCGGCUGCAGCCCUGUCAAAGCAACUUGGGCUGAAGAGCAAGAUAGUCGAAGCAAACGACAGCAGCUUGUGGCAACAUGAGACAGCGAAUUUCUACAGUGCAGCAGAUGAUUUCUAUGCUUACCUCCGGCGGUUUGCCUCCUUGCCCUUCUGUGCAGCUGGGUUCAAGACAGUGUCCCUGGUUGCAGUUGGAGAUGAGGAUGGAACCGUACGCAUACAUGAUGCCUCGAGUGCUGCUACCCCGUACGCCGAAGUCUUCCUUCAGAUGCAUCCGCACGACAACGCGAUCAUGGAUCUGGAACUGUCUCAAGACGAUGCAUUACUCGCAACAGCCUCAGGAGACCAGACCUGUCGUAUCAUCGACAUGAAGCGGCAAAUGUCGACCCAUACUCUCGUCGGACACACGGGCUCCAUAAAACGCGUGCAAUUCCAGCCCGGUUCAGGCAACAAUCUACUGGCAACCUGCUCUAGGGAUGGGAGUGUAUGUUUGUGGGAUCUCCGAUGUGCAAGUGCGAAAGGCUCAACAAUGUUCAAAGAGCUACGGCGCGAAUCUUCAGCAUUCCUCGAUUGCAGCAGAGAAGUCAACACCAUCAACGAUAUUCGCGACGCACAUACCGCCCGCGACAGCAUACUGUCCAAAGGCCGACGCCAGCAAAAUCCUGUAUCUGCCCGGAACGACUUUGCCGUCACGACAUGUGCCUUCGUCAGCGAAAGCCGCUCGCAUCUACUAGUCAGCGCGUCUGAGAACGACGCCAUAAUUAAGCUCUGGGAUAUGCGCACUUCCUACAAACAGCGCUCUGGCAAACCCAACCCUAUAUCUUCCAGCACAGAACCACAAAGCCAUCAGAACCACCGUCAAUUUGGCGUGACUUCGAUAGCCAUGAGUACCGACGGGUCAAGGCUGUACUCACUCUGCCGCGACCAUACUAUUUACGCCUAUUCAACCGCCCACCUCGUCCUUGGCAGCGCCCCCGAGAUGUCCUUAUCAUCAUCCUCAUCUCGCCCAUCCCGCCAGCCACGCCAGGCUGCCCGCGGCCUCGGCCCACUCUACGGCUUCCGCCAUCCGGCCCUUCGUCUGCAGACGUUCUACGACAAACUCGCCGUACGGCACCGAGCGAGUGAUACUACCGAAAUGCUCGCGGCGGGUAGCAGUGAGGAAUGUGCAGUCGUCUUCCCCACGGACGAGCAAUACCUCAACGUUUCAGCGCGGCGACGGCGACCGCACUCCGGAAGUGCCAUUCUCGCACCGCGCAUGGUGCGCACAUCUUCCACUGCAACAUUAUCUUCGUCGCGGCAAGGCAUGAGUAACGCUGAUGGAGACUGUCCGAUAUAUUACCACGGUACCGCACUGGUGAAUGCCCAUCGUAAGGAAGUCACCGCUGUGGCAUGGACGCAGAAUGGUAACCUUGUGACCACAUCCGACGACUACACCACGAGAUGUUGGCGAGAGGAUGCGGAUAAGGCACGCGCGUUGAGGCUGAACACCGAUCGGGACGUGGGUAGGCAUCACAGUGGGUGGGCGGAUGUAUCAAGGGGAUAUGACGACGAGGAGGAUGAGUAAGGUGACUUCAAGGGAAAAUCCGCCCAAUUCUGCUGGGUGAUGAGUGAUUGUGGAUGAUGAAUGAGCCUGUUUUUGAGUCAGCCAUUACCUUUUUUGGCGUUGCUGUUGUUGCUUUGCAGGAGGCUAUUCGUGACAAAACAAGCAAGCGUUUGUAUAUUGAGUCAAUGUCAGUCUCUUAUUGAAGCGGGCGACUUUGAGAAGCGUUCACUAAACCAGGAAACACGUUUUACUGA